This is a messenger RNA of Psammomys obesus (fat sand rat), 544 nucleotides long. Its product is annotated as solute carrier family 5 member 4-like. The transcript is spliced from 3 exons. The annotation marks the transcript as partial. Gene Ontology annotation, biological process: sodium ion transport. NCBI's taxonomy places the organism in Eukaryota, Metazoa, Chordata, Mammalia, Rodentia, Muridae. The record is from RefSeq and is a predicted model, not a curated record. Gene Ontology annotation, molecular function: D-glucose:sodium symporter activity. Gene Ontology annotation, cellular component: plasma membrane.
GGAGCAUUCUGGGGGCUAAUGGUUGGACUCGUGUUGGGCCUUGCCUGUAUGAUUCCUGAGUUUAUAUAUGGAACAGGCAGCUGCGUGGCUCCCGGUAACUGUCCCAAGAUUAUCUGUGGAGUGCACUAUACAUACUUUGCCAUCAUUCUGUUUUUUGUGUCCAUAGUAGUAAUCCUGGGAGUCUCCUUCCUAACGAAGCCAAUUCCUGAUGUUCACCUAUACCGCCUGUGCUGGAGUCUUUGGAACAACACAGAAGAACGCAUUGACUUAGAUGCAGAAGAGAAACCUCUAGAAGAUGAUAGUGCUCCUGAAGAAGAUGAAUCUGAGCAAGCCAGUGGAUGUCUUAGGAGAGCAUGUAGCGUAUUCUGUGGUUUGCAGAACAAAGGGCCUAAGCUAACCAAAGAAGAGGAAGAAGCCCUGAGGAAAAAAUUCUCAGACACAUCUGAGAAGCCCUUUUGGAAAAAUGUAGUGAAUAUCAAUGCCAUCAUCCUCUUGGCUGUGGCUGUCUUUGUCCAUGCCUAUUUUGCCUGAACCCUGAGCGAAG